Molecule: messenger RNA, 603 nt
Organism: Peniophora sp. CBMAI 1063
Lineage: Eukaryota; Fungi; Basidiomycota; Agaricomycetes; Russulales; Peniophoraceae
Source: the annotation of a GenBank genome assembly
AUGGUGCAGCAACAACUGUCUAGCGCGCCAGACCCAGAAGGCUGUCUGCGUCAGCCGACGCACGAGGAGGCGAUUCUUUACCACCACGUCUGGCGCGCCCUUCUUCAGAGCUCUCCUGAUCGCGCUGCUCUGCCGCCGGAGAUCGUCUCCUACAUCGUUGUCCUCGCCGGAUGGAUACUACCUGACCACUCGCGUAAGAUGGAGACAUCCGAGCGAGCCUACAUCAAGUGUUACGAUGGCGACGAGUCCGCGAAGGUCUCCAAGCGGUGGUUUGCGACUGAACCCCUCACCGUCCGCGACAUCAAUGGGAUAGCCGCCCUCCGACUCAUCACGGGUUCAAAGGAUCAGGGAUGGACAUCUCUCUCACCACCGGCGAGCUUCAGCUGGUUCGAGGUCGCGGUAGAGCGAGAGGGGAAGCCUGUGUCGCAGCUUCAGUGGAAGAGCCACCACAACUCAUUCACAGAGUGGAGGGUCGGGGACGUCGUCUCUGUAUGGCUGUAUGCGCAGUCCUACGCGUGGAGCAACGAGGCGGAGAAGGGCGCAAUCUUAUUCUACAAGUGGUUCGAGCCGGUCAUCCCACUGCGUCAAAGUGGCCAACAAUGA